This is a messenger RNA of Mugil cephalus (flathead mullet), 1986 nucleotides long. RefSeq names its product probable G-protein coupled receptor 148. Gene Ontology annotation, biological process: G protein-coupled receptor signaling pathway. Gene Ontology annotation, cellular component: membrane. The transcript is spliced from 2 exons. The record is from RefSeq and is a predicted model, not a curated record. Gene Ontology annotation, molecular function: G protein-coupled receptor activity. Bases 538 to 1491 code for a protein of 317 amino acids. NCBI's taxonomy places the organism in Eukaryota, Metazoa, Chordata, Actinopteri, Mugiliformes, Mugilidae.
UGACGUGAAAUGUGGUGACGUUAGAGGUCAACCUAAUAGAUGGGAAUCAUGGACCGGUUAAAACGUGAUUUGACGUGAUCAUUUAAAACCCUUACUACCGUGGUGCUUGAUGCUUGAAUUUAAAUUAAGAGGUUAAUCUAAGUUGCAUCACUUAAAUCUAGAUGGUUCUCCAUGACAUCUUCUAACCAAAUUUAAAACUUCUUAACCAAAAAACACACUCUAAAAGCGACAGCAUGGGGAGCAGCCAAGAGGAUGAAAAGCUCCACCCCGUUACUAUGUGACGGCCAAGUGGCUGUGUGAUUCCUCAUCCCUGCUCUAUCUCUAUGAGUCAACAAAAAGUACAUCAGAUAAUGCCAACGGGUGAGAGGAGUCGCACACAAGAGACCUAAUCGAUUUGUGGAAGCGUCGAGUCUAAUGGAUGUGCAACGAAGACUGAUUUUUUUGUUUUGGACAUCAGAGCGUUGCUAGAAGAAGAGAACACACAAAAGACACGUCAGUCAGCAUCUGCGUUUCCUCCAUCUUUAAAAAAAACCCACAAUGAUGUCCGCGAUUUUGAUAUCCAAUCUCACGCAGGACUGGGUUCAGAGCGUGCAAAGGUUGCACCUUGAAUUUUUUUUCAUCCCAAACUUAGUCAUCACUCUGGCCACCUUCCUAGCCAACCCCAUCCUCCUGAUAUGCAUCCUCCUGUCCCGCGCCUUGCGCCAGGAGACCCGUUACCUGCUGGUGGCCAACACCCUGGUAGCAGACAUGCUGUUCCUCACCCUCAACCUGGCCACGGUGACCAGCAACCUCGUGAGAGCCCAGAUUACCUGGCUGGUUUGUGAGCUGAUCACCGCGGUCACGGUCACCGCCUACUGCUGCGCCAUCCUCACCGUCACUCUCAUGGUGGUCGACACCUACGCCGCGGUCCGGUGGCCUCUCCACUACCGUGACAUUCUCCCUCCCGCCCGCACCCACCUCAUUCUGGCCGGGGUGUGGGUGCUGGCGGGCAUAUACCCCUUCGCCCUCGUGGUCACGGUGACUGCACGGAGCGAAAAUCCCCAAGAGAAUUUGCCUGUGUGCCUGGUGCUCAUCUCUCUCGGCUUCAUUCAGAUCCAGAACGUUAUGAGGAUCCACAUCUACUUCUUUGUGGCCGCGCUCAUCUGCGCCACGCUCAUUUUUUACUGCUACAUUCGGCUCUACAUGGUGACAAGGACGCAGGGAAUCUGGCAGAGGCGCUUCUCAAGGGCCAGGGUCACGCUGCUGGCCCAUGGCUUCCUGCUCCUGCUCUACUUUGCCCCUGGUUUCGUUUUUACCAUGGAGCUCUUCUUGUUCCACAGGACGGACAUAAGCACAGAUGUUCGCGUGUGCCUCAGCACAGUCAAUAUGUGUAUUUUUAUGCUGCUGCCCAGGGCAUUUGCUCCUUAUCUGUACGGGCUGCGGUACAGAGAGAUCUCUGAUACUUUAAUGUUGCUGCUGCAUCGUCAUAGGCCUCAGACUGCAGUAUCAUAAAGACAGCGAGAAGGCAUCCAUCCCUGAGAUAUGUGUAUUUCAUUUCUCGCAGAGAUUGUACUGCAAAGACAGUAACAGUUUUAAAGAGACUGAAGGCAAGUGCAAGUGUAAUUGUGUUUUCACUUUUUCUAUGUUUCUUUCAAAAUACAUAGUACAUGUUGUACCCAUAUGUAAGAGCUGCUUAAGGAUAAUGAAAGGAAUGUAAUCCUUGUUUGGAAUAUUUUUUUAUCUGAGUGUCAAAAUCUAAAGCAUCAUGUGUAAUUUAUGCCUAAAGAGCACAUGAUCUUCUUGUUUUUCUAGUUGGAAUUAGCUACAGUGAAGCGUAUUAGUAAUUAGUGCCUGUCAACUGUAAUGUCUUUGUCUGUGUGUGUGUAUCUGUGUUUUUUAAAAGUGCUCGAUUUUCUUGGUUCUUUGUUACCCUCUUCCUUUCCAUUUUAUUUCUCAGUGUUCUGGCAUCUUAAAGCCAUUUGUUUCAAUAAACUGUACAACCAAAAA